AUGCCUUGGUUAUUAUCCAUCUUUGACCAGUCUGGACGCGAGUCCGGACCAGAUGCUGAUCUAAUUGUGGACGCACCCCGAGCCAUGAUUCAAACAGAACUCCUGAGGAAGGAUGGGCGAUUUCAACUGAAGGGUUCAAAUAAAUUCAUUUUUGUCCUACUUCCAGACAUCACAACAGCACCUGUGAUUCACAUUGCACCAUCCGCAGUUCAAGCAGUCCGGACCAGCUCUAAGAUUCCGAUCCUCCACCCUAGCGCCCUCCUGCUCACGAAACGGGACAUGGAAGCUGCCCUGCGGUGGCUGGUGUCCAAACGACUGCGCAUAGACUUCGACCUGUAUCCCGAGAAACCGAAGGAACAUUUGAUUCCUGCGCUGAAGCUACUUUACGCGAGGAUGCGGCAGACGAUGGCUGCUGGCCUUGGCACGAUAUUGAAUGAGAUGUGGACUUGGGAUGGGGGGAUGAUUGGUUGA
Molecule: messenger RNA, 471 nt
Organism: Coccidioides immitis RS
Lineage: Eukaryota; Fungi; Ascomycota; Eurotiomycetes; Onygenales; Onygenaceae
Exons: 6
Coding region: 1-471 (156 amino acids)
Source: RefSeq, a predicted model, not a curated record